Molecule: messenger RNA, 20615 nt
Organism: Lytechinus pictus (painted urchin)
Lineage: Eukaryota; Metazoa; Echinodermata; Echinoidea; Temnopleuroida; Toxopneustidae
Exons: 70
Coding region: 23-17905 (5960 amino acids)
Biological process (GO): proteolysis
Molecular function (GO): serine-type endopeptidase activity; protein binding
Source: RefSeq, a predicted model, not a curated record
UUCUUCUGAUGAAUGUAAUUUCAUGUGUGGUGAUGGCGACUGUCUUGCAUCCGAAAAAGUAUGCAAUGGCGAAAACGAUUGCCGAGACUUCUCAGACGAAGAUCGAUGCCCCCAGUGCACCGAUCUUCAGUUCCCACGAUGUGAAGAAGUACUAUCAUACGAUCGGACUUACUUCCCAAACCCAUCAACCCAAGACCGUGAUACUGCAAUCAGUGUGAUUGAAGAAACAACCAUCAUGGAAGAAUGUCAUGAAGACUUUCUGCUUCUCUUCUGUGGUAUGCUUUUUGCUGACUGUCCGCAUGGCGGUCCUUCUCGACGCCCUUGCAGGAGCCUAUGUGAAGAGGUCACACAUGCUUGUCGGGAAUCAUACAUGGAAUCGAUGAAUGCAGAUUGGCCAAUAGAUUGUAGACAACUGAGUGAUGACGAAAAUGUUGACAAUGAUUACUGUACUGGAGGAGAAGGCGAUCUAACGGACGAAGGUAUAUGCGGCACCCGUCCUGCAGUAGAUGACUAUCACUCUAGAAUAGUGGGAGGAGUUGAUGCUGAUCUAGGGGAAUUCCCUUGGAUCGCUACUGUUCGAAGGGGCUGGGCUUUCUGCGGUGGUACGUUGAUUAACAACCAAUGGGUCCUGACUGCAGCUCACUGCGCAGAUGACGGGGAGGGUAGUGGAGAUGGCAUGGACCUGAGUGAUUUUGCCGUUACUCUUGGAAUCCGUCACUUAUUUGAACACCCCGACUCCAAGGUGGAGCUGGGGGUCGAUCGAGUAAUCGUGCAUCCUGAUUAUGGUGAUAUCAAUGGAAUAGCAAAUGAUAUUGCACUACUUCGUCUCUCGGAAUCCGUCGAAUUCAAUGAUUAUGUAAGACCAGCUUGCCUAGCAACACUUCAAAAUGAGACAACAGUAUACAGUAGAUGUUGGAUCGCAGGAUGGGGAACUCUGGAAUCUGGAGGUACUAUUUCGAAUGAUCUCCAGAAAGCUUUGGUCCAUCUUAUCGAUCACGACACAUGUCACAAUCUCUACAAUCUCUAUAGUGGAUACAGUAUCGUAGAAGAGGCAGAGAUAUGUGCUGGAUACAUUGAAGGUGGAAUAGAUUCGUGCCAGGGUGACAGUGGAGGACCGUUAACAUGUGAAGGUGCUGAUGGUCGGUGGCAUCUUGUUGGUGCUACUAGUUGGGGUGUCGGAUGUGCUCAGCCUAACUACCCAGGUGUCUACGCCAGGAUCUCCCAGUACACAGACUGGAUUAUGGAUAAUAUAGGAGAUGAAAAUGGUGAAGGAAAUGAUGAGAUUCAAGAGUUUGACUAUGGUCAGACUGUGAUGGUCAUUUCGCCAAAUUUCCCCAACAACUAUGGAAAUGAUGCAAGGAUGGAAUGGCUUGUAUCUGGUCCAGACGAUUCUCAGAUUGUGGCCAUCUUUAACUCUUUUGAACUAGAAUAUAGAUAUGAUUACUUAUAUAUCGGUUUUGGUCUUGAUUUAAACGAUGAAAAUUCACGGCUUGCGAGACUAACGGGUUCUGAUCUACCUGGAGACGUGUUAUCCGUUAACAAUGAGAUGUGGUUGACUUUUACUUCAGACAGCUCCGACACACGACAGGGAUUCUCACUAGAAAUCUCAGCUCUUAAUAGUACAGAUGAGGUCAAUGGCACAGAGAUCAGCAUGUUUGGAUACGGUGAAUCCUUGACAAUCGUUUCACCUAACUAUCCGGAUCCUUAUCCUAACGACGCCAACAUAGAGUGGCUCGUGUCUGGGCCAGCUAAGUACCGGAUUGUCGCCAAGUUUCACGCUUUCGAACUUGAAUAUCGCUACGACUACCUCAGAAUCGGUUCCGGUUUAGAUUCUCAAGAUCCUUCGACUGAGUUGGCUGAUUUGACUGGAUACUCUUUGCCCGAUGACGUUAUUUCUAAUAACAAUCAUAUGUGGUUGAUCUUUUCAUCUGAUUACUCAGAGAGAAGGACUGGGUUCUGGGUUGAGAUUCACGUGUUUGAAAGUGAUAAUUCAACUGGUGAAUGUGACUUCAUGUGUGGUGAUAGUAGCUGCUUGGAUUCAAAUGACGUAUGUAACGGUGAAAACGAUUGCUCGGAUUUCUCCGAUGAAGAUUUAUGUCCUCAGUGUACCGAUCUUCAAUAUUCAACCUGUGAAGAAGUACUCUCCUACGAUCGGACUUAUUUCCCAAACCCAUCAGCCCAAGACCGUGAUACUGCAAUCAGUAUGAUAGAAGAAACAACCAUCAUGGAAGAAUGUCAUGAAGACUUUCUGCUUCUCUUUUGUGCUAUGCUUUUUGCUGACUGUCCCCAUGGAGGUCCUUCUAGUCGCCCUUGUAAGGCACUCUGUGAUGAAGUCACAGAUGCAUGUCGAGUAUCUUACACCAUAUUGAUGGAUAAAGACUGGCCCAUUGAUUGCAAUCAAUUAAGUGAUGAAGGGAAUGUUGAAGAGGCAUACUGUAAUGGCGGAGAAGGAGAUCUAACAGAGGAAUCCGUGUGCGGUACUCGUCCAGCUGUAGAUGACUAUCAGUCUAGAAUAGUGGGAGGAGUCGAUGCUGAUCUAGGGGAAUUCCCAUGGAUCGCUUCUGUUCGGAUGGGAGGUUAUUUCUGUGGUGGUACUCUGAUCAGCAAUCAAUGGGUCUUGACUGCAGCCCACUGCGCAGAAGGAAUGGUAGCCAGUGAUUUCGUCAUCACCCUCGGAAUUCGCCAUUUGUCUGAUAACCACGAGCAUAAGGAGGUUAGAGGGGCUGACAAUGUCAUCAUGCAUCCAAACUACGGUGCUUUCAAUGGAAUAGCAAAUGAUAUCGCACUACUUCAUCUAUCCGAACCUGUAGAAUUCACUGACUAUGUGAGACCAGCUUGCUUAGCUACUCUACAAAACGAGACGAUGGCAUACAGACGGUGUUGGAUCGCAGGAUGGGGAACUACGUACUCUGGAGGAUCGAUUUCGGAUGAUCUCCAAAAAGCUUUGGUCAAUCUCAUUCAUCCUGACGUUUGCUCUGAGCUGUACGGUGUUUCCAACAUUGUAGAAGAAGCAGAGAUAUGUGCUGGAUAUGUAGAAGGUGGAAUAGAUUCAUGUCAGGGUGACAGCGGAGGACCGCUUGCCUGUGAAGGUGCUGAUGGUCGCUGGCAUCUUGUUGGUGCUACUAGUUGGGGUUAUGGAUGUGCUCUACCUGAUUACCCCGGAGUUUAUGCCAGGAUAUCCCAGUACACCGACUGGAUUAUGAAUAGCAUGCAAAACGAAGGUGGUGAAAAUGAUGACAUUGAAGAAUUUGACUAUGGUCAGACUGUGAUGAUCGUUUCGCCAAAUUUCCCCAACAACUAUGGAAAUAAUGCAAGGAUGGAAUGGCUUGUAUCUGGUCCAGACGAUUCUCAGAUUGUGGCCAUCUUUAACUCCUUUGAACUAGAAUAUAGAUAUGAUUACUUAUAUAUCGGUUUUGGUCUUGAUUCAAAUGAUCAAACUUCACGGCUUGCGAGACUAACGGGUUCUGAUCUACCUGGAGACGUGUUAUCCGUUAACAAUGAGAUGUGGUUGACUUUUACUUCAGACAGCUCCGACACACGACAGGGAUUUUCACUAGAAAUCUCAGCUCUUAAUAGUACAGAUAAUUCAACUGGUGAAUGUGACUUCAUGUGUGGUGAUAGUAGCUGCUUGGAUUCAAAUGAAGUAUGUAACGGUGAAAACGAUUGCUCGGAUUUCUCCGAUGAAGAUUUAUGUCCUCAGUGUACCGAUCUUCAAUAUUCAACUUGUGAAGAAGUACUCUCCUACGAUCGGACUUAUUUCCCAAACCCAUCAGCCCAAGACCGUGAUACUGCAAUCAGUAUGAUAGAAGAAACAACCAUCAUGGAAGAAUGUCAUGAAGACUUUCUGCUUCUCUUUUGUGCUAUGCUUUUUGCUGACUGUCCCCAUGGAGGUCCUUCUAGUCGCCCUUGUAAGACACUCUGUGAGGAAGUCACAGAUGCAUGUCGAGUAUCUUACACCAUAUUGAUGGAUAAAGACUGGCCCAUUGAUUGCAAUCAAUUAAGUGAUGAAGGGAAUGUUGAAGAGGCAUACUGUAAUGGCGGAGAAGGAGAUCUAACAGAGGAAUCCGUGUGCGGUACUCGUCCAGCUGUAGAUGACUAUCAGUCUAGAAUAGUGGGAGGAGUCAAUGCUGAUCUAGGGGAAUUCCCAUGGAUCGCUUCUGUUCGGAUGGGAGGUUAUUUCUGUGGUGGUACUCUGAUCAGCAAUCAAUGGGUCUUGACUGCAGCCCACUGCGCAGAAGGAAUGGUAGCCAGUGAUUUCGUCAUCACCCUUGGAAUUCGCCAUUUGUCUGAUAACCACGAGCAUAAGGAGGUUAGAGGGGCUGACAAUGUCAUCAUGCAUCCAAACUACGGUGCUUUCAAUGGAAUAGCAAAUGAUAUCGCACUACUUCAUCUAUCCGAACCUGUAGAAUUCACUGACUAUGUGAGACCAGCUUGCUUAGCUACUCUACAAAACGAGACAAUGGCAUACAGACGGUGUUGGAUCGCAGGAUGGGGAACUACGUACUCUGGAGGAUCGAUUUCGGAUGAUCUCCAAAAAGCUUUGGUCAAUCUCAUUCAUCCUGACGUUUGCUCUGAGCUGUAUGGUGUUUCCAACAUUGUAGAAGAAGCAGAGAUAUGUGCUGGAUAUGUAGAAGGUGGAAUAGAUUCAUGUCAGGGGGACAGCGGAGGACCGCUUGCAUGUGAAGGUGCUGAUGGUCGCUGGCAUCUUGUUGGUGCUACUAGUUGGGGUUAUGGAUGUGCUCUACCUGAUUACCCCGGAGUUUAUGCCAGGAUAUCCCAGUACAAUGACUGGAUUAUGAAUAGCAUGCAAAACGAAGGUGGUGAAAAUGAUGACAUUGAAGAGUUUGACUAUGGUCAGACUGUGAUGAUCGUUUCGCCAAAUUUCCCCAACAACUAUGGAAAUGAUGCUAGGAUGGAAUGGCUUUUAUCUGGUCCAGACGAUUCUCAGAUUGUGGCCAUCUUUAACUCUUUUGAACUAGAAUAUAGAUAUGAUUACUUAUAUAUCGGUUUUGGUCUUGAUUCAAAUGAUCAAACUUCACGGCUUGCGAGACUAACUGGUUCUCAUCUACCUGGAGACGUGUUAUCCAUUAACAAUGAGAUGUGGUUGACUUUUACUUCAGACAGCUCCGACACACGACAGGGAUUUUCACUAGAAAUCUCAGCUCUUAAUAGUACAGAUGAGGUCAAUGGCACAGAGAUCAGCAUGUUUGGAUACGGUGAAACCUUGACAAUCGUUUCACCUAACUAUCCGGAUCCUUAUCCUAACGACGCCAACAUGGAGUGGCUCGUGUCUGGGCCAGCUAAGUACCGGAUUGUCGCCAAGUUUCACGCUUUCGAACUUGAAUAUCGCUACGACUACCUCAGAAUCGGUUCUGGUUUAGAUUCUCAAGAUCCUUCGACUGAGUUGGCUGAUUUGACUGGAUACUCUUUGCCCGAUGACGUUAUUUCCGAUAACAAUCAUAUGUGGUUGACCUUUUCAUCUGAUUACUCAGAGAGAAGGACCGGGUUUUGGAUCCAAAUCAGUGUGUUUGAAACUGAUAAUUCUACCAACGAAUGUGAUUUCAUGUGCAAUGAUGGCAGCUGUUUAGGAUCUAAAGAUGUAUGCAAUGGUGAAAAUGACUGUGCCGACUUUUCCGAUGAAGAUUUAUGUCCACAAUGCAGUGAUGUUCUUUUCUCACGAUGUGAAGAAGUACUGUCCUACAAUAAGACUUACUUCCCAAACCCAUCAGCCCAAGACCGAGAUACUGCAAUCAGUUUGAUUGAAGAAACAAGCAUCCUGGAAGAAUGUCAUGAAGAUUUUCUGCUUCUCAUCUGUGGUAUGCUUUUUGCUGACUGUCCUCAUGGAGGUCCUGCUCAACGUCCUUGCAAAUAUGUUUGUGAGGAAGUAACAGACGCGUGUCGGGACUCCUUCCAAGGAACAAUGAAUGCAGAAUGGCCGAUUGACUGUAACCAACUUAGUGAUGAAGAUAAUGUUGAGGGAUCUUUCUGUAUUGGUGGAGAAGGCGAUCUCACAGAGGAGUCUAUAUGCGGCACCCGUCCCGCUGUAGAUGACUAUCAGUCUAGAAUAGUGGGAGGAGUCAAUGCUGAUCUAGGGGAAUUUCCAUGGAUUGCUUCUGUUCGGAUGGGAGGUUACUUCUGUGGUGGUACUCUGAUCAGCAAUCAAUGGGUCUUGACUGCAGCGCACUGCGCAGAAGGAAUGGUAGCCAGUGAUUUCAUCAUCACCCUCGGAAUUCGCCAUUUGUCUGAUAACCACGAGCAUAAGGAGGUUAGAGGGGCUGACAAUGUCAUCAUGCAUCCAAACUACGGUGCUUUCAAUGGAAUAGCAAAUGAUAUCGCAUUACUUCAUCUAUCCGAACCUGUAGAAUUCACUGACUAUGUGAGACCAGCUUGCUUAGCUACUCUACAAAACGAGACGAUGGCAUACAGACGGUGUUGGAUCGCAGGAUGGGGAACUACGUCCUCCGGAGGAUCGAUUUCAGAUGAUCUCCAAAAAGCUUUGGUCAAUCUCAUUCAUCAUGACGUUUGCUCUGAGCUGUAUGGCGUUUCCAGCAUUGUAGAAGAAGCAGAGAUAUGUGCUGGAUAUGUAGAAGGUGGAAUAGAUUCAUGUCAGGGUGACAGUGGAGGACCGCUUGCCUGUGAAGGUGCUGAUGGUCGCUGGCAUCUUGUUGGUGCUACUAGUUGGGGUUAUGGAUGUGCUCUACCUGAUUACCCCGGAGUUUAUGCCAGGAUAUCCCAGUACACAGACUGGAUUAUGAAUAGCAUGCAAAACGAAGGGCCUGCAAGUAGCAUGCCACCCGAUGAAUCAACAUCUUUCUCAAUCUCAAUAACCACAAGAGAACAGGCUGCAACAAUGACUUCUCAGAAUAAACACACCCCAAGUUCAACUUCGGAACCUAUAACAGCAGUUGAAGUCACUUUAGGUGAUGAUUUUACGUCACAAUUACCAAUAACGCAGGACCAAACGACAACUGUUGAUAGAGCCACCUCUGGACAAACUACAGAUGAACUGACAAGUACGCCUAUGACAAGUGAUCAAGCGACAGCUAUUCAUUACACACCUACCUCCGUACACGUGACUACAAAGAUUCCAAGUCCCUCUGGUGCGCAAUCAACAGAUGCACCUACAACCCAUUCCACUACAAGGUCAAGAACUACACGAGACAAAACAACAACGGUUUCUGUUACCACUACCCAACCUUCUACCGCCGAACCGACAACAACGUCAACUACAAAGAAUCCAAGUACUACUGGAGCACCAUCAACAAAUGCACCUACAACCCAUUCCACUACACGGUCACCAACUACACAAGACAAAACAACAACUGUUUAUGUUACCACUACCCAACAUUCUACCGCCGAACCGACAACAACGUCAACUACAAAGAAUCCAAGUACCACUGGAGCACUAUCAACAAAUGCCCCUACAACCCAUUCCACUACACGGUCACCAACUACACAAGACAAAACAACAACUGUUUCUGUUGCCACUACCAAACCUUCUACCGCCGAACCGACAACAACGUCAACUACAAAAAACCCAAGUACCACAGGGUCACCAUCAACAAAUGCACCUACAACCCAUUCCACUACACGGUCUCCAACUUCACAAGACAAAACAACAACUGUUUCUGUUGCCAAUAACCAACCAUCUACUGUCGAAUCGGCAACUUCGUCUUCUGUGACAACAAAGAAUUCAAGAACCACUGGGGCACCAUCAACAAAUGCACCUACAACCGAUUCCACUACACGGUCACCAACUACACAAGACAAAACAACAACUGUUUCUGUUACCACUACCCAACCUUCUACCGCCGAACCGACAACAACGUCAACUACAAAGAAUCCAAGUACCACUGGAGCACUAUCAACAAAUGCCCCUACAACCCAUUCCACUACACGGUCACCAACUACACAAGACAAAACAACAACUGUUUCUGUUGCCACUACCCAACCUUCUACUGCCGAAUCGGCAACUUCGUCUUCUGUGACAACAAAGAAUUCAAGAACCACUGGGGCACCAUCAACAAAUGCACCUACAACCGAUUCCACUACACGGUCACCAACUUCACAAGACAAAACAACAUCUGUUUCUGUUGCCAAUACCCAACCAUCUACUGCCGAAUCGGCAACUUCGUCUUCUGUGACAACAAAUAAUUCAAAAACCACUGGGGCACCAUCAACAAAUGCACCUACAACCCAUUCCACUACACGGUCACCAACUUCACAAGACAAAACAACAACUGUUUCUGUUGCCAAUACCCAACCAUCUACUGCCGAAUCGGCAACUUCGUCUUCUGUGACAACAAAAAAUUCAAGAACCACUGGGGCACCAUCAACAAAUGCACCUACAACCCAUUCCACUACACGGUCACCAACUUCACAAGACAAAACAACAUCUGUUUCUGUUACCACUAUCCAACAUUCUACUGCCGAACCGACAACAACGUCAACUACAAAGAAACCAAGUACCACUGGAGCACCAUCAACAAAUGCGCCUACAACCCAUUCCACUACACGGUCACCAACUACACAAGACAAAACAACAACUGUUUCUGUUGCCAAUACCCAACCAUCUACUGCCGAAUCGGCAACUUCGUCUUCUGUGACAACAAAAAAUUCAAGAACCACUGGGGCACCAUCAACAAAUGCACCUACAACCCAUUCCACUACACGGUCACCAACUUCACAAGACAAAACAACAUCUGUUUCUGUUACCACUAUCCAACAUUCUACUGCCGAACCGACAACAACGUCAACUACAAAGAAACCAAGUACCACUGGAGCACCAUCAACAAAUGCGCCUACAACCCAUUCCACUACACGGUCACCAACUACACAAGACAAAAUAACAACUGUCUCUGUCGCCACUACCCAACCAUCUACCGCUGAAUCGACAACUACUUCUGUGACAACAAAGAAUUCAAGUACCUCAUGGCCACCACCUACGACAGAAGUAUCACCAACAAAUACUUCAGGUGAUUUUACCUCACCACAAACAAACACAGUUGAGGGGACCACCAAUGCUGUUAUAACAACCAGUGAAUCGUACACUUCUGAAUCUAUGUCGACACGAUCCCCUAUAUCGUCAGCGGAAGUAACGACAUCAGGUUCUACUGAGGUAUCAACAACGGACGAAAAUUCGACUGGGAGUUCCACUUCUACAGAUUCAUCUUCAGGUAAUUCCACUGAUGAAUGUAACUUCGUUUGUGGAGAUGGGACCUGUCUGGAAUCUGAUGAUGUCUGCAAUGGUGAAAAUGACUGCUCGGAUUUCUCUGACGAAGAUUUAUGUCCCAAAUGCAGUGAUAUCAAUUUCUCACGAUGUGAAGCAGUACUCUCCUACGAUCGGACUUACUUCCCAAACCCAUCAGCCCAAGACCUUGAUACUGCAAUCAGUUUGAUUGAAGAAACAACCAUCAUGGUAGAAUGUCAUGAAGACUUUCUGCUUCUCUUCUGUGGUAUGCUUUUUGCUGACUGUCCCCAUGGAGGUCCUUCUAGUCGCCCUUGUAAGACACUCUGUGAGGAAGUCACAGAUGCAUGUCAAGUAUCUUACGCCAUAUUGAUGGAUAAAGACUGGCCCAUUGAUUGCAAUCAAUUAAGUGAUGAAGGGAAUGUUGAAGAGACAUACUGUAAUGGCGGAGAAGGAGAUCUAACAGAGGAAUCAAUGUGCGGUACCCGUCCUGCUGUAGAUGAUUAUCAGUCUAGAAUAGUGGGAGGAGUCAAUGCUGAUCUAGGGGAAUUCCCAUGGAUGGCUAAUCUUCGGAUGAAUGGUUUCUUGUGUGGUGGUACCUUGAUUAGUAACCAGUGGGUCUUGACUGCAGCUCACUGCGCAGAUGGAAUGGAAGCCAAUGAUUUCAUCAUCACCCUUGGUAUUCGUCAUAUGUUGGAUGAUGAUGAGCAUAAGGUAGUGAGAGGGGCUGACAUGGUCAUCAUGCAUCCAAAUUACCCAGCUAGUAAUGGAAUAGCAAAUGAUAUUGCACUACUCCAUCUAUCCGAACCUGUAGAAUUCACUGAAUAUGUGAGACCAGCUUGCUUAGCUACUAUACAAAACGAAACGAUGGCAUACAGUCGGUGUUGGAUCGCAGGAUGGGGAACUACGUCUGCCGGAGGUUCCAUUUCAAAUAUUCUGCAGAAAGCAUUGGUAAACCUUAUCGAGCCUAACAUAUGUAGCGUGCUGUACAGUGAAUAUGGUAUUAUACCGCAAGCAGAAAUUUGUGCUGGAUACGUCGACGGUGGAGUUGAUUCAUGCCAGGGAGACAGUGGAGGACCAUUAACUUGUGAGGGUUCUGAUGGUCGCUGGCAUCUUGUAGGAUCUACGAGUUGGGGUGUCGGGUGUGCUUAUCCCAAUUACCCAGGAGUUUAUGCCAGGAUCUCGCAGUACACAGAUUGGAUUAAGGAUACAAUGGGAUUUGGAGAUUCUUCCAUUACAAAUAAUGAAGAUGAUGAAGAUCAAGAAGACGAAACUGAAAUCAGUGUAUUUGGUAUUGGCGAAUCCUUGACAGUGGUCUCCCCAAAUUUUCCUGAUAACUAUACAAAUGGAGCACAAAUGCAAUGGCUUGUAUCUGGUCCAGAAGGAUCCAGAAUAGUGGCCAUUAUUCAUUCCUUUGAGCUUGAACACAGACACGAUUACUUAUUAAUCGGUUCAGGUCUUGAUCCAAGCGACCGUACUUCAUUACUUGUGAAACUGUCAGGUUCCAGUUUUCCCGAAGAAGUAGUCUCAAGCAACAAUGAAAUGUGGCUCAAUUUCACAUCAGAUAGCACAAUCACAAGAAAAGGAUUCUGGAUAGAAAUCAUGGUGUUUGGUCUCUCCAACAUUACAGAUAAUUUCACAAGCAAUGAAGUUAGUUUCUUCGGGUUUGGUGAAUCAUUGACCAUCGUAUCACCAAAUUACCCUGACAAGUAUCCAAAUGAUGUUGCUAUGAUCUGGCUUGUGUCUGGACCAGAAGAUUUUCAGGUUGUAGCCAAGUUUUACGCCUUUGACCUGGAAUUACGCCAUGACGUCCUUAGUAUUGGUUCGGGUCUAGAUGCCAGUGAUCAGUCAUCAGAGCUGAUAAGACGUUCAGGUUCUAAACUACCUGAAGAUGUAGUUUCCAUCAACAAUGAAAUGUGGCUAAACUUUACUUCAGAUUAUACCGUCAGGGACGAAGGAUUUUGGAUUGAGAUCACAGUUUUUGGACAAGAUAAUUUUACAGAUGCAGUAAAUGGGAGUGAAGUCAGCACAUUUGGCUACGACGAAUCUUUGACCAUUGUUUCACCUAAUUAUCCGAAUAAAUAUCCAAACGAUGUGAACCUACAGUGGCUUGUUUCUGGACCAGUUGACUACCAAAUAGUGGCUUUCUUCCACGCCUUUAAUCUAGAAUCCGGACAUGACUUCCUCAUAGUCGGUUCUGGGUUGGAUCCGGGGAUCCAGUCAUCGCAGUUAUUCAAAUUAUCCGGCUCGUCAUUACCUGAAGAAGUUAUUUCUGAUAAUAAUGAAAUGUGGCUCAACUUUACAUCAGACAGCUCAAAUAGAAGGACUGGAUUUUGGAUUGAAAUCAAGGUCUAUGAAGCUGGUAAUCCUACUGAUGAUUGUGACUUCAUGUGCGGAGAUGGGACCUGUUUGAAAUCUGAUGAUGUAUGUAAUGGUGAAAACGACUGCUCGGAUUUCUCUGACGAAGAUUUAUGCCCUGAGUGUAGCGAUCUUCAAUAUUCAACCUGUGAAGCAGUACUCUCCUACGAUCGGACUUACUUCCCAAACCCAUCAGCCCAAGACCGUGAUACUGCAAUCAGUUUGAUUGAAGGAACGAGCAUCAUGGAUGAAUGCCAUGAAGACUUUCUGCUUCUCUUAUGUGGUAUGCUUUUUGCUGACUGUCCCCAUGGAGGUCCUUCUAGACGCCCUUGUAAGGCACUCUGUGAGGAAGUCACAGAUGCAUGUCGAGUAUCUUACACCUUAUUGAUGGAUAAAGACUGGCCCAUUGAUUGCAAUCAAUUAAGUGAUGAAGGGAAUGUUGAAGAGACAUACUGUAAUGGCGGAGAAGGGGAUUUAACGAAUGAAGCUACAUGUGGUACCCGACCCGCUGUUGAUGAUUACCACUCUAGAAUAGUUGGAGGAGUUGAUGCUGAUCUAGGGGAAUUCCCUUGGAUCGCAACUGUUCAAAUGGGAGGUUACUUUUGUGGUGGUACGUUGAUUAGUAACCAAUGGAUCUUGACUGCAGCUCACUGCGCAGAAGGUAUGGUAGCCAGUGAUUUCACCAUCACCCUCGGAAUUCGCCAUUUGUCUGAUAACCAUGAGCAUAAGGAGGUGAGAGGUGCUGACGACGUCAUCAUGCAUCCAAAUUACGGCGCUAUUAAUGGAAUAGCAAAUGAUAUUGCACUUCUUCAUCUAUCCGAACCUGUUGAAUUCACUGAUUAUGUAAGACCAGCUUGUCUAGCUACUCUUCAAAACGAGACGAUGGCGUACAGUCGAUGUUGGAUCGCAGGAUGGGGAACGACGUACUUUGGAGCUGGUUCAGUUUCAUACGACCUUCAAAAGGCACUUGUUCAUCUCAUUAGCGACAACACCUGUAGUUCUCUGUACAGUCAGUACAAUAUUGUAGAAGAAGCAGAAUUAUGCGCUGGUUACAUUGAAGGCGGUGUAGAUUCUUGUCAGGGCGAUAGUGGAGGACCGUUAACUUGUGAGGGUUCUGAUGGUCGUUGGCAUCUGGUAGGAUCUACGAGUUGGGGGAUCGGAUGUGCUGAGCCAAAUUACCCAGGAGUUUAUGCCAGGAUUUCACAGUACACUGACUGGAUCAUGGAUACCAUGGGUUUUGAGGAUAAUCCUGCUGAUGAAUGUUACUUCACCUGCGGAGACGGGACCUGUUUGGAAUCUGAUGAUGUAUGCAAUGGUGUAAAUGACUGUGCAGACUCAUCCGACGAAAAUUCAUGUCAUGAUUCUACCGAUGAAUGUUACUUCACUUGCGGAGAUGGGACGUGUUUGGAAUCUGAUGAUGUAUGCAAUGGUGACAAUGAUUGUGCCGACUUUUCCGACGAAGAUUCAUGUCCCCAAUGCAGUGAUAUCAAUUUCUCAGGAUGUGAAGCAGUACUCUCCUACGAUCGGACUUACUUCCCAAACCCAUCAUCCCAAGACCGUGAUACUGCAAUCAGUUUGAUCGAAGAAACAACCAUCAUGGAAGAAUGUCAUGAAGACUUUCUGCUUCUCUUAUGUGGUAUGCUUUUUGCUGACUGUCCCCAUGGAGGUCCUUCAAGACGCCCUUGUAAGGCACUCUGUGAGGAAGUCACAGAUGCAUGUCGAGUAUCUUACACCAUAUUGAUGGAUAAAGACUGGCCCAUUGAUUGCAACCAAUUAAGUGAUGAAGGGAAUGUUGAAGAGACAUACUGUAAUGGCGGAGAAGGAGAUUUAACGAAUGAAGCUACAUGCGGUACCCGUCCAGCUAUUGAUGAUUACAACUCUAGAAUAGUUGGAGGAGUUGAUGCUGAUCUAGGGGAAUUCCCUUGGAUCGCUACUGUUCAAAUGGGAGGUUACUUUUGUGGUGGUACGUUGAUUAGUAACCAAUGGAUCUUGACUGCAGCUCACUGCGCAGAAGGAAUGGUAGCCAGUGAUUUCACCAUCACCCUCGGAAUUCGCCAUUUGUCUGAUAACCAUGAGCAUAAAGAGGUGAGAGGUGCUGACGACGUCAUCAUGCAUCCAAAUUACGGCGCUAUCAAUGGAUUAUCAAAUGAUAUCGCACUAAUUCAUCUUAACGGGCCUGUAGAAUUCACUGACUUUGUAAGACCAGCUUGCUUAGCUACUCUACAAAACGAGACGAUGGCGUACAGUCGAUGUUGGAUUGCAGGAUGGGGAACCACGUACUUUGGAGCUGGUUCAGUUUCAAACGACCUUCAAAAGGCACUUGUUCAGCUUAUUAGCGACAACACCUGUAGUUCUCUUUACAGUCAGUACAGUAUUGUAGAAGAAGCAGAAUUAUGUGCUGGUUACAUUGAAGGCGGCGUAGAUUCUUGUCAGGGCGACAGUGGAGGGCCGUUAACUUGCCAGGGUUCUGAUGGUCGCUGGCAUCUGGUAGGAUCUACGAGUUGGGGGAUCGGAUGUGCUGAGCCAAAUUACCCAGGAGUUUAUGCCAGGAUUUCAAAAUACACAGAGUGGAUUAAGGAUACCAUGGGUUACGAAGAACCUUCCAUUCCAGAUAAUGAAGAUGACGAAGUUCAGGAAGACGAAACUGAAAUCAGUGUAUUUGGUAUGGGCGAAUCCUUGACAGUGGUCUCCCCAAAUUUUCCUGAUAACUAUACCAAUGGAGCACAAAUGCAAUGGCUUGUAUCUGGUCCAGAAGAAUCCAGAAUAGUGGCCAUUAUUCAUUCCUUUGAGCUUGAACACAAAAACGAUUACUUAUUAAUCGGUUCAGGUCUUGAUCCAAGCGACCGUACUUCAUUACUUGUGAAACUGUCAGGUUCCAGUUUUCCUGAAGAAGUAGUCUCAAGCAACAAUGAGAUGUGGCUUAAUUUCACAUCAGACAGCUCAAUCACAAGAAAAGGAUUCUGGAUAGAAAUCAUGGUGUUUGGUCCCUCCAACAUCACAGAUAAUUUCACAAACAAUGAAGUCAGUUUCUUCGGGCUUGGUGAAUCAUUGACCAUCGUAUCACCAAAUUACCCUGACAAGUAUCCAAAUGAUGUUGCUAUGAUCUGGCUUGUGUCUGGACCAGAAGAUUUUCAGGUUGUAGCCAAGUUUUACGCCUUCGACCUGGAAUUACGCCAUGACGUCCUUAGUAUUGGUUGGGGUCUAGAUGCCAGUGAUCAGUCAUCAGAGCUGAUAAGACGUUCAGGUUCUAAUCUACCUGAAGAUGUAGUUUCCAUCAACAAUGAAAUGUGGCUAAACUUUACUUCAGAUUCUAGCGUCAGGGACGAAGGAUUUUGGAUUGAGAUCACAGUUUUUGGACAAGAUAAUUUUACAGAUGCAGUAAAUGGGAGUGAAGUCAGCACAUUUGGCUACGACGAAUCUUUGACCAUUGUUUCACCUAAUUAUCCGAAUAAAUAUCCCAACGAUGUGAACCUACAAUGGCUUGUUUCUGGACCAGUUGACUACCAAAUAGUGGCUUUCUUCCACGCCUUUAAUCUAGAAGCCGGACAUGACUUCCUCGUAGUCGGUUCUGGGUUGGAUCCGGGGAUCCAGUCAUCGCAGUUAUUCAAAUUAUCCGGCUCGUCAUUACCUGAAGAAGUUAUUUCUGAUAAUAAUGAAAUGUGGCUCAACUUUACAUCAGACAGCUCAAAUAGAUGGACUGGAUUUUGGAUUGAAAUCAAGGUCUAUGAAGCUGGUAAUCCUACUGAUGACUGUGACUUCAUGUGCGGAGAUGGGACCUGUUUGAAAUCUGAUGAUGUAUGUAAUGGUGAAAACGACUGCUCGGAUUUCUCUGACGAAGAUUUAUGCCCUGAGUGUAGCGAUCUUCAAUAUUCAACCUGUGAAGCAGUACUCUCCUACGAUCGGACUUACUUCCCAAACCCAUCAGCCCAAGACCGUGAUACUGCAAUCAGUUUGAUUGAAGGAACGAGCAUCAUGGAAGAAUGCCAUGAAGACUUUCUGCUUCUCUUCUGUGGUAUGCUUUUUGCUGACUGUCCCCAUGGAGGUCCUUCAAGACGCCCUUGUAAGGCACUCUGUGAGGAAGUCACAGAUGCAUGUCGAGUAUCUUACACCAUAUUGAUGGAUAAAGACUGGCCCAUUGAUUGCAAUCAAUUAAGUGAUGAAGGGAAUGUUGAAGAGACAUACUGUAAUGGCGGAGAAGGGGAUUUAACGAAUGAAGCUACAUGUGGUACCCGACCCGCUGUUGAUGAUUACCACUCUAGAAUAGUUGGAGGAGUUGAUGCUGAUCUAGGGGAAUUCCCUUGGAUUGCUACUGUUCAAAUGGGAGGUUUCUUUUGUGGUGGUACGUUGAUUAGUAACCAAUGGGUCUUGACUGCAGCUCACUGCGCAGAAGGAAUGGUAGCCAGUGAUUUCACCAUCACCCUCGGAAUUCGCCAUUUGUCUGAUAACCAUGAGCAUAAGGAGGUGAGAGGUGCUGACGACGUCAUCAUGCAUCCAAAUUACGGCGCUAUUAAUGGAAUAGCAAAUGAUAUUGCACUUCUUCAUCUAUCCGAACCUGUUGAAUUCACUGAUUAUGUAAGACCAGCUUGUCUAGCUACUCUUCAAAACGAGACGAUGGCGUACAGUCGAUGUUGGAUCGCAGGAUGGGGAACGACGUACUUUGGAGCUGGUUCAGUUUCAUACGACCUUCAAAAGGCACUUGUUCAUCUUAUUAGCGACAACACCUGUAGUUCUCUGUACAGUCAGUACAAUAUUGUAGAAGAAGCAGAAUUAUGCGCUGGUUACAUUGAAGGCGGUGUAGAUUCUUGUCAGGGCGACAGUGGAGGACCGUUAACUUGUCAGGGUUCUGAUGGUCGCUGGCAUCUGGUAGGAUCUACGAGUUGGGGUGUCGGGUGUGCUGAGCCAAAUUACCCAGGAGUUUAUGCCAGGAUUUCACAGUACACUGACUGGAUCAUGGAUACCAUGGGUUUUGAGGAUAAUCCUGCUGAUGAAUGUUACUUCACUUGCGGAGACGGGACCUGUUUGGAAUCUGAUGAUGUAUGCAAUGGUGUAAAUGACUGUGCAGACUCAUCCGACGAAAAUUCAUGUCAUGAUUCUACCGAUGAAUGUUACUUCACUUGCGGAGAUGGGACGUGUUUGGAAUCCGAUAAUGUAUGCAAUGGUGAAAAUGAUUGUGCCGACUUUUCCGACGAAGAUUUAUGUCCCCAAUGCAGUGAUAUCAAUUUCUCACGAUGUGAAGCAGUACUCUCCUACGAUCGGACUUACUUCCCAAACCCAUCAGCCCAAGACCGUGAUACUGCAAUCAGUUUGCUCGAAGAAACAACCAUCGUGGAAGAAUGUCAUGAAGACUUUCUGCUUCUUUUGUGUGGUAUGCUUUUUGCUGACUGUCCCCAUGGAGGUCCUUCAAGACGCCCUUGUAAGGCACUCUGUGAGGAAGUCACAGAUGCAUGUCGAGUAUCUUACACCAUAUUGAUGGAUAAAGACUGGCCCAUUGAUUGCAACCAAUUAAGUGAUGAAGGGAAUGUUGAAGAGACCUACUGUAAUGGCGGAGAAGGAGAUUUAACGAAUGAAGCUACAUGCGGUACCCGUCCAGCUAUUGAUGAUUACAACUCUAGAAUAGUUGGAGGAGUUGAUGCUGAUCUAGGGGAAUUCCCUUGGAUCGCUACUGUUCAAAUGGGAGGUUACUUUUGUGGUGGUACGUUGAUUAGUAACCAAUGGAUCUUGACUGCAGCUCACUGCGCAGAAGGAAUGGUAGCCAGUGAUUUCACCAUUACCCUCGGAAUUCGCCAUUUGUCUGAUAACCAUGAGCAUAAAGAGGUGAGAGGUGCUGACGACGUCAUCAUGCAUCCAAAUUACGGCGCUAUCAAUGGAUUAUCAAAUGAUAUCGCACUAAUUCAUCUUAACGGGCCUGUAGAAUUCACUGACUAUGUAAGACCAGCUUGCUUAGCUACUCUACAAAACGAGACGAUGGCGUACAGUCGAUGUUGGAUUGCAGGAUGGGGAACCACGUACUUUGGAGCUGGUUCAGUUUCAAACGACCUUCAAAAGGCACUUGUUCAGCUUAUUAGCGACAACACCUGUAGUUCUCUUUACAGUCAGUACAGUAUUGUAGAAGAAGCAGAAUUAUGUGCUGGUUACAUUGAAGGCGGUGUAGAUUCUUGUCAGGGCGACAGUGGAGGACCGUUAACUUGUCAGGGUUCUGAUGGUCGUUGGCAUCUGGUAGGAUCUACGAGUUGGGGGAUCGGAUGUGCUGAGCCAAAUUACCCAGGAGUUUAUGCCAGGAUUUCAAAAUACACAGAGUGGAUUAAGGAUACCAUGGGAUACGAAGGUGAGGUUUCUAUUCACAAUGUUGAACUUCGUUAAGGAACCCUCCCCUUGUUUGAGUUUUAGUUGGCAGGAAUUAAUCAGAAUUCAACCAAUACAGUGAUAUUUCAAAAUGCAGGGAACAAUCGGGAGGGAACUACAAAAAGCUAUAUUGCUUUUUAUUUACCCAAGCUCUUUGAAUCCUCUGAAUCGUUUGAAAAUAACUAACUUCCCGGCUAACUUCCCGUAUCAUUUGGCAAUGUUUUGAGGGUGCAUGUAAUUUUUGUUCUGCCUCUAAUACAAUCUAAUUGUUCUAUUGAAUGUCUAAGAGAACUAUGUGAUGAACAAUUUGCUUCACUGUUUGAUACAUCGAUUCGAGAAUAAUAAGAGAAGACUUGACUCCAAGAAAUAUUGAAUCAUUAUGGAUCAAUAUUCUAUUGCCUCGUACAAAGCCCAUUACACUUGGUGCUCUUUACAGACCCCCUAAAGAUAAUAAUUUAAUUGAAUCACUCUCUGACACUUUAGAAAAAUUUAAAAAAGAUGAUGAGAUUAUUGUGUUGGGGGACAUGAAUAUUUGCCUUUCGAAAAAGUCUCCUUUAUCCAAGAAAUAUGAGAAUUUACUUAAUCUAAGUGGUUUAAGCCAACUUGUAAAGCUGCCCACACGUACAACUCAGACAUCUUCCUCCCUGAUAGAUCACAUAUUAUGUAGUAAAGAAGAGCAUAUUAGUCAAAGUGGUGUUAUUGACCUAGGUAUAAGUGAUCAUUUAUUGAUUUAUUGUUCAAGAAAGAUUGUCAGGCCCGUAUUUGGGCACCACAGAACUGUGUCCAUCAGGAGCUUAAAAGGUUAUAAUGUAGAUAAUUUCAACUUAAAUUUAUCCCGAUCAGACUGGUCCAAGGUAACUGAAUGUAAAGAUGUAAAUAUGGCUUGGGCAAAUUUUGAAUCUAUAUUCUUGUCAAUUAUAGAUAUGAGCGCACCUCUGAAAGAGGUAAGAAUUAAGCAAUCAACUGAAAAAUGGAUGAACCAUGAAAUUAUUGUUUUAAUUAAAGAGAGAAAUGUAGCUUACAAAAAUAUGAAAAGGAAUAUUGGCAAUUUAGACCUUGAAAGGAAAUAUAAAGUUUUAAGGAAUUUAGUUCAAAGGAAGGUAAGAAGUGCCAAAACCGAAUACUUUCAAGAACAAAUCGAAGAAAACAAAAAUGACUCUAGAAAAUUGUGGAAGAAUUUGAAAGGUUUAGGUCUAAAAAGUAAAGGGAAAUCUGAUAAAAAAACGGUUAUUAAUGUGCAAGGUGAAUUAAGUCACGAUAAGGCUAUAAUUGCUACAAAUGAGUUUAAUCGUUAUUAUACAACUGUGGCCGACAAGUUAGUUUGUAAAUUACCAGUAAAUACAACAAAAUUUCAUGCAGAAAGUGACCAAUUUCAAAAGUUUUAUGAAGAAAAGGGUAUUUCAAAAGGUAGUUUUCAUUUUUCCCCCGUUACAGAAAAAUUUGUUUUAGAUGAACUAAAUAGGUUGAAAAUAUCAAAAAGUACUGGUUUAGAUAUGAUACCUGCAAGAUUUGUUAAAGAUGGGGCAAGAAAUUUGUACAAACCUUUGAAUUAUGUUAUUAAUUUAUCUCUUAUGUCUUCUACCUUUCCUAAUGAUAUGAAAUUCGCAAAAGUUACCCCGCUACAUAAAAAGAAAGAUAAAACUGACGUUAGUAAUUAUAGGCCAAUAAGUGUAUUAAGUGUAGUGUCGAAGAUUUUGGAAAAAUCUGUUCAUGCUCAAGUGGAGAAAUACUUCCAAGAAACCAAGCUAAUAUAUAAAUUUCAGUCCGGCUUUCGUAACGGAUAUUCCACUGAAACUUGUUUAAUACAUUUAACAGAUUUUAUCAGGAAUGAAAUUUCACAUGGGCGCAUGGUUGGAAUGGUUCUCCUAGACUUACAAAAAGCCUUUGAUACUGUAAAUCAUAGCAUACUUUAAAAAAAAUUAGAAGUGAUGGGUUUAGACUCUGCAUGUGUGACAUGGUUUAGAUCAUAUUUAUCUAACCGUCAUCAGGUAGUUACCAUGCAGACGGUUCUUUCUGAUUCACUGCCUAUUAAAUGCGGAGUCCCUCAAGGAAGCAUUUUAGGCCCCAUUCUUUUUAUGUCUUACAUCAAUGAUAUGUGUACUUGUAUUAACGAAUCUAAAUUAAUUUUAUAUGCUGAUGAUAGUGUCUUGCUAUAUUCAGAUACAAAUCCCAAGAUAAUUGAUAAAAAACUUAGUGCAGAUUUGGCUAAUUGCAUCGAAUGGAUGUCUGACAACAAGCUUAGUUUACACGUUGGGAAAACGGAAAGCAUUUUAUUUUGUUCGAAACGAAAGUUAAGAUAUACACACGAUUUCAAGGUUUCAUAUAAUAAUCAGGUAAUUGAAAGAAAAGAUUCAGUAAGAUAUUUGGAAUUUAAUUUAACAAGUAACCUAUCAUGGACGGGUUUGGUAGACUCAAUCGCCAAAAAGGCAAAUUCACGCUUGAAAUUUUUGUAUAGAUAUCAAACCUGUUUGAAUAUGAAGUCUAGACGUAUUUUAUGCUUUGCUUUAAUACAAUGUUUAUUCGACUAUGCUAAUGCGGCUUGGUACGGUAGUCUGGGUGUUACGGAUAAGAAAAAGCUAAGAAUAAUUCAAAAUAAAAUUGUGAGAUAUAUAAAUGUUUUAGGACCAAGAGCACAUGUCGGAUAUAAUGAACUUGAAAAGGCAGGAUUGCUUCAUGUAGAUCACAGGUCACAACAAUUAGUAUUACGCCACGUGCAUAAAAUAUUCUA